AUGUCGUCGUGGGCGUUGGACGUGGACAAGAACAAGAUGCCGCCCAACGACGAGGCCGCGGAGGCGUCGCGGUGGCAGCGCCACGCCAUCUACCGCGUGCCGGCGUUCAUCAAGGACCUGAACCCCAAGGCGUACCGGCCGCAGGUGGUGUCGCUGGGCCCCUUCCACCACGGCGACGCCGCGCUGCUGCCCAUGGAGGCGCACAAGCGCCGGGCGCUGGCGCACCUGCUGCGGCGGUCCGGGCGGCCGCUGGAGGAGUUCACAGCUGCCAUGCGGGGCGCGGCCGAGCAGCUGGAGAGCGCGUACCGGGAUCUCGGCGCUGAGUGGCGCGGCGACAGGGAGCGGUUCCUGGACAUGUUGAUCGUCGACGGCUGCUUCCUGCUGGAGGCGAUGAGGGUCGCCAAGGACGUCGGCGUCGGCGACGACGGCUAUGCCACCAGUGACCCCGUCUUUAGCCGCCACGGGGUGCUCUACGUGAUGCCCUUCAUCCGGCGCGACAUGCUCAUGCUCGAGAACCAGCUGCCGCUGCUCGUCCUCGAGAGGCUCGUCGCCGUCAUGACUGCACAACCGCCGAGCCACCAGGAGAUCAACAGGAUGGUGCUGUGGUUUCUGUCCCCGUCGUCACCGGCCGUCGGCGUCGAGCUGGGGCUCCACCCACUCGCCGUCUACCGCGGGAGCCUGGUGCAUGGGAGCUCCCGCCGGCCCGACUCGAGGGAUUUACUGGACACCUACCAGGAAGAGACGAUCAUCCGGCCGGCGGUGGAGCUCCACGAGGCCGGGGUCCGGUUCAAGAGGAGCUGGACGAACAGCCUGCGCGACGUCCGGUUCCGGCGCGGCGUGCUGCGCGUGCCGGCGCUGUGCGUGGACGACUCCACCGAGUACGCGCUGCUGAACAUGAUGGCGUUCGAGAGGCUCCACGCCGGCGCCGGGAGCGACGUGGCGGCGUACGUGUUCUUCAUGAGCAACGUCCUCGGCUCGGCCAGGGACGUGGCGCUGCUGCGCUCCGAGGGCGUCGUCCAGAACGCUGCCGCCGGCAGCGACAAGGCGGUGGCGCAGAUGUUCGAGAGGAUGUCCAAGGACGUGGUGUUCGAUCCGGAGAGCGCCAUCGACGCUGUGCACCGGCAUGUGAACGCCUACUGCCGCCGCUGGAGGCCGUGGAGGAUGUGGUGGCGCUGGCGCCAGGCUUAG
Miscanthus lutarioriparius is the source of this 1188-nucleotide messenger RNA. The record is from the annotation of a GenBank genome assembly. NCBI's taxonomy places the organism in Eukaryota, Viridiplantae, Streptophyta, Magnoliopsida, Poales, Poaceae.